Messenger RNA from Seminavis robusta, 234 nucleotides. NCBI's taxonomy places the organism in Eukaryota, Bacillariophyta, Bacillariophyceae, Naviculales, Naviculaceae. The record is from the annotation of a GenBank genome assembly.
AUGAAACAGAGCCCUUUUGACCUUCCAGACGAUGACGAGAAAGGGGAGAUAGGGGAGACCAUUCUAGAAGAGAAUUCUCCAAUGGACGAACCGCCUCUCAGAGGGAUGCCCCAGGGAGAAACGGUCAAUGACGAUGAUGACAACAUCGCGAACCAUCAGAAGGAUGGGCCUGAGAAAGGAUCAUCUAGUGCCGAGGAGCCAUCUUCAUCUUCAACAACGGCACAUGAGGACUGA